AGCUUUCCCGCGCGCCCGCGCGGUAGGCCCGCGCGGCCGCUGGGUAGGCCCCGCGCGCCGAGGGGUGUGUGAGCCCUCGGCCGAGGCGCCGCCCGCGCGGCGCUGGCGCCCCAGGGCCCGCGGCGGGCCGCACCCAUGAGGGAGGCGGCGCCGGGAGCCGGCGCGGCGCCCUGCGAGGGCGGGCGAGGAGCCGUCCACCCGUUCUGGACCUGGGGCUCCUGGAGCGGGGCCGCCGCCGUGGGCGUGGGCCAGCCGGACGCGAGUCCGCGGCGGCGCACGAAGGAGGUCUGCCCCGUCGCGCCCGUGCAGCCGUGGGCGGUGCGCGGGGCUUGGCCGGGCCAGGGAACAUGGCCCGCGCUCGCCAACGCCGCCGACAGCGGCGACGAGGACGAGGAGGAGGACGAGGAGGGCGAGGACGGCGAGCCCGACGAGGAGGGCGAGCUGGAUGCCAAGCACCCCGAGAAGACGACGGCCGUGGACAGC
Messenger RNA from Prorocentrum cordatum, 483 nucleotides. The record is from the annotation of a GenBank genome assembly. NCBI's taxonomy places the organism in Eukaryota, Dinophyceae, Prorocentrales, Prorocentraceae.